UCAAAACUCCCACAAUGCAAUGUACUUUCUUUUUUACCUGAAGCUAAACUGAAUUACAUUUCACAUCUGAGAGUGAAUAACUUUAAUUAUAUUCCUCAUAAUUAUCUAAUCUCUCCGUGAAUUGUUGUUCCUGUUUGGCGCUUGUGAUUUUCAGGGACUGGCUUGCUGUUGUAUGUCUCCAACCCCCCAGCCUGUGGCUGUGGGAUCAGGAUUUCAGGUUCAAAUGGAUCCAGAAUAUGAACAUCGCCUCCUCCGACAAAUCAACAUCCAAAAUGACAACUUGAGCCCUGUGAAAGUGACACCGAGUCUGCACGGUCGGACUCCCACCGGCUCCCCGUUAUCUUCACCCAGUAAGCUCGGAGACAGAUUAUUCUGCUCGAGCGGGGCAAACUGGAGCAUCAACUUCCACAGGAUCAAUGAAAAUGAGAAGUCACCAAGUCAGAACAGAAAAACAAAGGAUGCGUCCUCCGAUAACAUCAAAGACGGGCUGGCCUACUCUGCUCUGCUGAAGAACGAGCUGCUGGGAGCAGGAAUAGAAAAGAUCCAGGACCCUCAGACAGAAGACAGACGUCUACAGCCAUCAACCCCAGAGAAGAGAAGUCUCUUCAAUUAUUCCCUUAAUACCAAGAGGUCGUCACCAGACGAUGGCACCAACAUCUCCCCGUACUCUCUAUCACCUGUCAGCAACAAAAGUCAGAAAUUGCUGCGAUCACCAAGAAAGCCAACUCGAAAGAUCUCAAAGAUCCCUUUUAAAGUCCUGGACGCUCCGGAGCUGCAGGACGACUUUUACCUCAACUUGGUGGACUGGUCGUCUCUCAACGUGCUCAGCGUCGGGCUGGGUACAUGUGUGUACCUGUGGAGCGCCUGUACCAGCCAAGUCACAAGGCUGUGUGAUUUAUCGGUGGAGGGAGACUCGGUCACGUCCGUCGGGUGGUCCGAGAGGGGUAACCUGGUGGCAGUGGGGACUCACAAAGGCUUUGUUCAGAUCUGGGACGCCGGUGCUGGGAAGAAACUCUUCGCCCUGGAAGGACACACAGCUAGAGUUGGAGCGUUAGCGUGGAACGCAGACCAGUUGUCUUCGGGGAGCCGUGAUCGUAUGAUUCUGCAGAGAGACGUGCGGACCCCCCCCCUCCAGUCUGAGCGACGGCUGCAGGGACACAGACAGGAAGUGUGUGGCUUAAAGUGGAGCACUGACCAUCAGCUGCUCGCUUCCGGUGGCAACGACAACAAGCUGCUGGUUUGGAACCACUCCUCGCUGAGCCCGGUGCAGACGUACACGGAUCACCUGGCUGCAGUGAAAGCCAUCGCCUGGUCCCCCCACCAGCACGGCCUGCUGGCCUCUGGGGGUGGCACCGCCGACCGCUGCAUCCGGUUUUGGAACACCUUGACCUCGCAGCCGCUGCAGUGUAUGGACACCAGCUCUCAGGUCUGCAACCUGGCCUGGUCCAAACAUGCUAAUGAGCUGGUGAGCACUCAUGGCUACUCUCAGAACCAGAUCUUGGUGUGGAAAUAUCCGGCUCUCACUCAGGUUGCCAAACUCACAGGACACUCGUACAGAGUGCUCUACCUGGCCAUGUCCCCGGAUGGAGAGGCGAUUGUGACGGGAGCUGGAGAUGAGACUCUACGCUUCUGGAACGUGUUCAGUAAAACAAGGUCAACUAAGGAAUCUGUAUCAGUUUUAAAUCUCUUCACCAGGAUACGGUAACUUUAAGUAAAUAUUAAAACUCUAAAACCGUAGUUUGAGUGGAUCCUGGCGUCACCACUGGAUAGCUCAUCAUCAUGGUGCUGAGGAUGUACAAACUAAACCAUCUUGUGACAUUUUUACACAGAAGAAAUGGCAGCAAGAGCAACUGAGCACUUUUUUUUUCAUGCUAACAAUUGUUAGGGAAUUUGUUUUUGACUUUUGUGCUCUCAUUUUGAAUGUAGUCAUUUUUUAUUAAAAGAAAUAUGUAUAAGUGGGUUGAUUUCCAUUUGUUUUGUAUUCACUAAUGCAAAAAAAAAAUAAUCAAGAAAUCAUAGGACUUACUUAUCUGAAAUGUGGAAAGAGCAUUAUUAGUUUUUAUUUAACUCAGGUCUUAUUUAUUUAACGCUGCAGUGAAAGCUGCAAUGGCUUCAAUGGAGAAAAAUGCCAUCACAUAUUAAAACAUAUAAACUAAACAUAAUCACCUACUAAGGCCUUUACAGUAUGUGCACCAUGUUUACUGUGAUCCUUAGAGUACUAAGGUUGAGAGUGGUUGGCUGAAAUAUUGCCGUGUUGCUCCUGUGGGCAGAAAGUCUAAUGCUGUGCAUCUAGACAGACUGUGUACUACAUAGUUGAUUCUUUGUGGUAAAGGAUAAAAUAAAAGAUGAUGGAACUGAA
Messenger RNA from Cottoperca gobio, 2359 nucleotides. Its product is annotated as fizzy-related protein homolog. Gene Ontology annotation, cellular component: anaphase-promoting complex. Gene Ontology annotation, molecular function: protein binding; ubiquitin ligase activator activity; anaphase-promoting complex binding. The record is from RefSeq and is a predicted model, not a curated record. Gene Ontology annotation, biological process: anaphase-promoting complex-dependent catabolic process; positive regulation of ubiquitin protein ligase activity; positive regulation of anaphase-promoting complex-dependent catabolic process. Lineage: Eukaryota; Metazoa; Chordata; Actinopteri; Perciformes; Bovichtidae.